Messenger RNA from Baudoinia panamericana UAMH 10762, 789 nucleotides. RefSeq lists its product as uncharacterized. Lineage: Eukaryota; Fungi; Ascomycota; Dothideomycetes; Mycosphaerellales; Teratosphaeriaceae. Gene Ontology annotation, biological process: secondary metabolite biosynthetic process. The record is from RefSeq and is a predicted model, not a curated record. The transcript has a single exon. Gene Ontology annotation, cellular component: cytoplasm; nucleus. The coding region runs from base 1 to 789 and encodes 262 amino acids.
AUGGCGGGAGACUCGGUAUCAAGAGGCCACACACCCGCACCUACUGGAGAGAAACUCGAUGCUCCGCGCAUUCUCUGCCUCCACGGUGGCGGCGUGACUGGCGAGAUCUUCCGCAUGCAAGCCCGCUCAUUAAUCCGCGAUCUACCCGACUUCCGCCUCGUUUUUGCCGACGGACCGUUCUUCUGCGACGCCGGUCCUGGCAUAGUGCCUGUCUUCCAGGACUUUGGCCCUUUCCGACGCUGGCUGAGAUGGCUGCCCGAGCAUCCAGAGAUUGACGACGAUGCCGCGAUUGAAGAGGUUAUGUACAGCAUCAACACUGCGAAGAAGGAAGAUCAAGGGACGGGACCGUGGGUCGGGUUGAUGGGGUUCAGCCAGGGUGCAAAGCUGUCAGCGAGCUUGUUGUACGAUCAGCAGAUACGUAUGGAGAAGGAGGGCAAGGCAGAUACCGACUACAAGUUCGCGGUGUUACUGGCAGGAAGGAGUCCGCUGGUGAGCUUCUGCGAGUACAGCAAGAGUCCAGCAUGCGUUUCCGCUGGCGCAAUCAGCGAAGGCUUCCAUUACGAAGGAGAGAGUCCGCAUGUUCUACGCUUGCCAACGCUACAUGUACAUGGCCUGAAUGAUGGAGGGCUGCACCUGCACAGGAAGAUGCUCAAGCAGUAUCAUGACCCAAAGACCUCGACGGUCAUUGAGUGGGACGGCACGCAUAGAGUGCCGAUUAAGAAGGUAGAUGUCGAGCCGAUUGUGGAGUGGAUAUAUAAGACCGCAGGAGAACAAGGAGUAAAGGUCUGA